CACGAUGGCAGACACUAAUCCCUCCCCUCUGAAACACUUUGUGCUGGCAAAGAAGAAGAUUACUGCCAUUUUUGAACAGCUGCUGGAUUAUGUUACAGAAGGAACCGAUUUUGUUAAUGAAACCUAUGGAAAUCCGGAGUUGGAACACAUUGUCACCGAGGAUGCCCUGGCAGAAGUUCAGGCGUAUAAAAACAAGCUGGCCGUCAUUGGCGAGGUGCUUGCCCGGCGGCACAUGAAAGUGGCCUUUUUCGGCAGAACUAGCAGUGGCAAGAGCUCCGUGAUCAAUGCCAUGCUCUGGGACAAAGUGCUCCCCAGCGGCAUUGGCCACACCACCAACUGCUUUCUCAGCGUGGAGGGAACGGACGGGGAUAAGGCUUACCUCAUGACCGAAGGCUCCGAAGAAAAGAAGAGCGUCAAGACGGUCAAUCAGCUUGCCCAUGCCCUCCAUAUGGAUAAAGACUUAGAGGCCGGCUGCCUGGUACACGUCUUUUGGCCGAAAGCCAAGUGUGCCCUCCUGCGAGAUGACUUGGUGCUGGUGGACAGCCCCGGCACGGAUGUCACCACCGAGCUUGACAGCUGGAUUGACAAAUUCUGUCUGGACGCUGAUGUCUUUGUUCUAGUUGCCAACUCAGAAUCGACUCUCAUGAAUACGGAGAAGCAUUUUUUUCACAAAGUGAACGAGAAACUUUCUAAGCCAAAUAUCUUCAUCCUGAACAAUCGUUGGGAUGCUUCCGCCUCAGAGCCUGAGUACAUGGAGGAUGUACGGAAACAGCACAUGGACCGUUGCCUCACUUUCUUGGUGGAGGAGCUCAAAGUUGUGGACCCUUCCGAAGGCCAGAACCGAAUCUUUUUUGUUUCAGCCAAGGAGGUCCUUAGUGCUAGAAAACAGAAAGCUCAGGGAAUGCCGGAGGGAGGGGGUGCGCUCGCCGAGGGAUUUCAGACACGGUUCCAGGAAUUCCAGCACUUCGAGAAAGUGUUUGAGGAGUGUAUCUCGCAGUCAGCCGUGAAAACAAAGUUCGAGCAGCACACUAUCAGAGCUAAACAGAUCCUAGAUACUGUGAAAAACAUUAUGGACUCCAUAAACGUGGCAGCAGCUGACCAAAGAGUACGUUCCAUGGAGGAGCGAGAGGAGCAGAAAGACAGGCUGGAGUUCGUCCGGAACCAGCUCAACCUUCUCACGGACGACAUUAAGUUAAAAAUCAAAGAGGUUACGGAGGAAGUAGCAAACAAGGUGUCCUCUGCCAUGACUGAUGAAAUUUGUCGACUGUCGGUACUGGUAGAUGAAUUUUACUCUGAUUUUCACCCGUCCCUACAAGUUUUGAAGUUAUAUAAAAGCGAACUCAACAAGCACAUAGAAGAAGGCUUGGGAAGGAACCUGGCUGACCGGUGCUCCAGCGAAGUCAACACAUCCAUGCAUCAGUCACAGCAGGAAAUGAUCGAAAACCUGAAGCCGCUCUUGCCUUCCGGGGUUCAGAAUCAGCUCCAUGUGCUCAUCCCGUGCAGGAAGUUUGACCUCAGCUACGACCUGAACUGCCACAGCCUGUGUGUGGAUUUCCAAGAGGAUAUCACGUUCCGGUUUUCCCUGGGCUGGACCGCCCUCGUCAGUCGGUUCCUUGGCCCGAAAAAUGCUCACCGGAUGCUCGUAGGCUUGACCGAGCCAACCUUGGCCCUCCCGAGGUCUCUUGCCUCGACCCCUUGCGCUGCCAGCACCCCUACCUUGGCCCCAGAGAAUCCGUCACAAGAGGAACUCAUGGUUUCCUUGGUAACAAAUUUGGCGUCACUGACCUCUCGGACCUCCAUGACCGUCAUCAUUGUCGGAGGAGUGAUUUGGCGAACAGUUGGCUGGAAGGUCAUCUCCCUCUCCCUGAGCAUGUACGGGCUGCUGUAUCUCUACGAGAGGCUCACCUGGACAACCAAAGCCAAAGAGCGGGCCUUUAAGCAGCAGUUUGUCAACUACGCCACCGAAAAGCUGCAGAUGAUCGUCACCUUCACCAGUAAAAACUGCAGCCACCAGGUGCAACAGGAAAUGGCCACAACGUUCGCCCGCCUCUGCCAGCAGGUCGACAUCACCGAGAGAAACCUGGAAGGGGAGAUUGCCAGGCUGUCAAAAGGAAUCGACCAGCUGGAGAAAAUCCAGAGCAACUCCAAGCAACUACGGAAAAAAGCCGUUCAGCUGGAAAACGAACUCGACGGUUUCACAAAGCAGUUUCUCCAAACAAAAUGA
Euleptes europaea (tarantolino) is the source of this 2224-nucleotide messenger RNA. RefSeq names its product mitofusin 1 (gene MFN1). Gene Ontology annotation, biological process: mitochondrion localization; mitochondrial fusion. Bases 5 to 2224 code for a protein of 739 amino acids. Gene Ontology annotation, molecular function: GTP binding; GTPase activity. The record is from RefSeq and is a predicted model, not a curated record. Lineage: Eukaryota; Metazoa; Chordata; Lepidosauria; Squamata; Sphaerodactylidae. Gene Ontology annotation, cellular component: mitochondrial outer membrane. The transcript has 17 exons.